AUGGAGUCUGUUCGACAAGACAUCCCUGACUAUGAUGUGGUGCCUGGUACAGUGUACCUAGUGCAAGGUGCACACCAGAAUGGCUUCUCGUCCAAAGACAUCAUCUUGAUGCCUACACCUUCGAGCGACCCUCGAGAUCCUCUCCGUUGGUCCAAAUGGCGAAAGUCAUAUCACCUUUUCCUCCUGGUGUUCUACAGCGCGACUCUUGGAGCCAUCACCAACGGCGACUCUGUCGUUUACCUCAAUCUGUUGCAGAUCUACCACACCGGCAUCAACCAACUGAACUAUGCAGGCGCCGUCAUGUUGCUGCUACUCGGAGUCGGAAACGUCUUCUUCGUGCCAUUGUCAAACAAAUUCGGUCGACGGUCCGUAUACAUCUGGACGCUCCUUCUGGUUUUUGUGUCCGAGAUCUGGAUGGCGGUCUCGAAACAAUACGGCGAAUACUGGGCGGUCAACAUCCUCAGAGGACUUGGAUCGGCUCCUUUCGAGGCAUUGCCUGCCAUCUCGAUUGCAGACAUCUACUUCGCCCAUGAGCGUGGUGGUAAGCUGGGUGCCUAUGUCUUCGGCUUGGCCUUUGGCAGCUUUGUCGGUCCAGUGUGUGGUGGCUACAUGGUCGUUGGACAGUCCGUUCGCUGGAUGUAUUACUGGGGGGUGAUAGUGAUUGGAUUCUUGCUGGUGCUGUUUUACUUCACUCUGGAAGAGACUCACUUCAUCCGGCCUUUGGAUGCCCACGAUGAAGCUCUGGUUAGCACUGCCGACAUGCCCGAACUUGACAAGACGUUGACAAACAAGUCCAUGGCCAAAGAGGCCGACAGCCAGAGCACACACCAGCAUGCCGAAGCCAUCGUCGGAGAAGUCUUCGAUGCAGAAGGGUUCAGGGUCCAGUACAGUCUGUGGAAGACAUACCCCACUACUUGGACUGCCGUAUUCACCGAGUGGUGGAUGCCACUGAAGUGUUGCAGUCUUCCAGCAGUCGUCUGGUGUGGCAUCAACUACGGCACAUGUGUCAGCUGGCUGGCAGUCAUGGGUACGACCGUCGCUCUGAUCUUCGCACCACCGCCAUACCUGUUCUCAAACAGUGCUAUAGGACUGGUGUGGUUCGCACCACUCAUCGGGUCUUUGAUCGGCGCAUACUUCUCGGGUCCAUUGAAUGAUCGCCUCACAGUAUACCUCAGCAACCGCAAUCGAGGCUGGAGAGAGCCUGAAUACCGUCUUUGGGCUUUCAUCCCAAGUGCGUUCAUCAUGCCCGGAGGCUUGAUCAUGUAUGGCGCCACUGCCGCUCAUGGACUGCCUUGGAUCGCACCUGUUGUCGGUAUGGGUCUCGUGGGCUUUGGCCUCAGUGUCGGCGGCACAGUAACCAUGAGUUACAUCCUCGACUCGUACAAGGAGAUUGACACGCAGGUCGUGACCACCAUCAUUCUCAUCAGAAACAUCAUCGGGUUUGGCAUUUCCUUUGGCAUUCAAUCGUGGAUCCAAGGCAUGGGGUUGCAGAACACUUUUGUGUUUGUGGGUUGCUUGAGCUUUGCGAUCACCGUGUUUGCACUCUUCUUCAUCAUGUUUGGGAAGAAGAUGCGCAAGUGGACUACUUCGCAGUACCAGCAUUUGAUCAAGACCAAAGCGAUGUAG
This is a messenger RNA of Aureobasidium namibiae CBS 147.97, 1626 nucleotides long. Its product is annotated as MFS general substrate transporter. Gene Ontology annotation, molecular function: transmembrane transporter activity. The record is from RefSeq and is a predicted model, not a curated record. Gene Ontology annotation, biological process: transmembrane transport. Bases 1 to 1626 code for a protein of 541 amino acids. The transcript is spliced from 3 exons. NCBI's taxonomy places the organism in Eukaryota, Fungi, Ascomycota, Dothideomycetes, Dothideales, Saccotheciaceae.